AUGCCUCCUCUCCCUGGCGAAGACCUUCUACUAACAGUCUUCGCGGAUCUUCAUUACUACUUUACAGCUCCCUCGCCGAAACCUACAUACCAUCGGUUCGAUAAGGGCUCCUAUCUCUAUGUGUACCAUGACGCCGCGCGGGGUAGUGCCAGGGUAGAGGUUGCCAACAACCCGGGAACCAACGAUCAGGAUGCAUUCAAUGGAGCUUUGGACAAUGUGCAAAUCGUCCAUUCCACUCGCUUUCCCACCCUGUGUACCCUGACCGUCGGGGCCCAGGUGGAAAACUCGCCAGUGUCAUCGCACGGCAGCCCACUGGGGACCCAAGACCAAUGGCUUCUCCCAUUUACAGACCCCCGCGACAAUUCCUCACGUCGCUUUCGCCUGCAUACGCUAGAUAUCUACUUCUGGACCACCGACGAUGUCGACCAGUUCUUGGAUGCUGUCCAGCGACUCCUUCCUGCCCAGCAGGUCGAGACCGACCGUCCUUCCCAUGUUCAACCCCAGGAAGGACAGGGAGUAAGUUCUGUGGUUGAAAAGCUGGAGAACGUCGCCAUUACCGACCCAUCAUACCAGAACGGCCAAACUCGAGACUCACAAUCUCAAUCCAACCCGGUUGCCAGAGAGACAACCAGCCAAGAAGCACAGAAUUUCGCUCCGCUGGCAUACAAUCCUGCAGCCCCCGCAGCUCCAGAGCCCAUCAAGCAUCGCGAGAAGACCCCACCUCCACCAGAUGGAGUAGAAGGCACCGGGCUAUCAGCGGCGGUUGCAGUUGACCAGGGUAUUUAUCACCCCCAGGCGCAUAUUCCAGGUGGCUUCUCUCAGCAGCAAGCUCAGGCAGUUCCUGGCCUCUCUCAGUACCGAUACAGCUCUCCACCUCCAAGUGCAGGCUUGCCACCAACUCAAACCUUACCCGCAAGUCCCGGGUUCGUUGCCCCUCCCCUUGCGAGCCCCCCGCCAGUGCAAUCUGUUGGGAUGAGCUUUGCGCCGCCUCCGCAAAAUCCCAACGCACAUCUCUUUUCUCAAGGCCAUGACACGCAACAAGCCCAUGUACCCCAGCAUUAUGCACAUGCGUCGCAAAAUUCACUCCAAGGAAACUACUUGCCAAGCCAAGGCCAUGGAAUUGAAGAUGAGCGUGUUGCAAUCGGCGGGUAUUCUCAAUAUUCGUACGGCCAGCACAUUCAACAGCAUCCGGGUGCCAUGAAUAGUGAAUACGAUAUCCAUAGCCAGGUCUAUCGCCCCACAGAGUCUGAAGCCAAGGGUUCGAUACAAAAGAAUGCGAAGAAAGCCAUGGCAAACCCCAAUUCGCGAUCUCACAAACUGGAAGACAAGGCUGGCAAGGUGGAGAACAAGGUCAAUGGAUUUUUGAAGAGACUGGAGAAGAGCAUUGGAUAG
Talaromyces rugulosus is the source of this 1392-nucleotide messenger RNA. RefSeq lists its product as uncharacterized. Lineage: Eukaryota; Fungi; Ascomycota; Eurotiomycetes; Eurotiales; Trichocomaceae. The transcript is spliced from 3 exons. The record is from RefSeq and is a predicted model, not a curated record. Bases 1 to 1392 code for a protein of 463 amino acids.